Rasamsonia emersonii CBS 393.64 is the source of this 732-nucleotide messenger RNA. RefSeq lists its product as uncharacterized. The transcript has 2 exons. The coding region runs from base 1 to 732 and encodes 243 amino acids. Lineage: Eukaryota; Fungi; Ascomycota; Eurotiomycetes; Eurotiales; Trichocomaceae. The record is from RefSeq and is a predicted model, not a curated record.
AUGGGCAUACUUAGCUCAGCAAGACUCGCCCUGCUACAAGCAAUAGGCCUGGUCGCACUCGCAUCAUCAUCACCACCACCACAAUCCCAUCCAUCAAUCCCAACAACAGACUCCAUAUCCUCCAGCUCGACAGACCUCACCAAACGCCACCUCUCCUACACAACACUCAACACCUACCGCAAAGCCCACGGCAUAAUCAUGGCCCUCUGCUUCGCCGUGCUCUUCCCCGCCUUCGCACUAACACUCUACAUGGUGCCCUACUCCAAGACCGCCUCGCGCAUCCACGCCCCGCUGCAGCUGCUCACGCUCGCGCUCGCUAUUACCGGCCUGGGCCUGGGCAUCCAGAUCGCGCAGUCGUUCCAUCUUUUGCACGAGGAGCACCCUGUCAUCGGCCUCGUUGUUGUCGUGUACAUGGUUGCUUGUCAGCCGCUGAUGGGGUAUUUGCAGCAUCGGCAUUUUGUGAAGCGGCGCAAUAGCAGCGUAUUUGGGCAUUUACAUCGCUGGAUUGGGCGCGCGAUGCUCGUCCUUGGUGUCGUCAAUGGUGGGUUGGGGUUGAAGAUAGCUAGGAAGGAGGCCGGGGACCAGGGCGCUUCUCGAGGAGUGGUGAUUGCGUACGGAGUCGUCGCUGGCGUCGUGGGUGUUGUUUAUCUGGUUGUUGUCUUGGGAAGCAACUUUGUCAAGUCGAGGAGGUCGGCUGGUAGUAAGGAGAAGCAUACUGCUUCGUCGGCGUGA